AUGAAAUACAAUAAGCAGCAUUUAAUAGAUUUAACAAAAGAUUUAUCAAUAAAAUUAAAUUACGCAAGAGGCUUAAAUAUUGCCUUCUUUAAUGAAGGAAUAAAAACAGCCAGAAAAGUUAUCAAGGAAAUAACAAUUUUAGAAAUUUUAGCAGGAAUAGAAGUUUCCACCAUAGAACCAACUACUUUGGUUUUAAAUUAUUUAGUCAGCAAUAAUAUAGUCAAUGAAGAACAACAACAAGAUCAAGAACAACAAAAAGAUCAAGAACAACAAGAAGAAGAUCAAGAACAACAAGAAGAAGAUCAAGAACAACAAGAAGAAGAUCAAGAACAAGAAGAAGAUCAAGAACAAGAAGAAGAUAAAGAACAAGAAGAAGAUCAAGAACAAGAAGAAGAUAAAGAGCAAGAAGAAGAUCAAGAACAAGAAGAAGAUCAAGAACAAGAAGAAGAUCAAGAACAAGAAGAAGAUAAAGAACAAGAAGAAGAUCAAGAACAAGAAGAAUUAAAUGAACAAGAAAAUGUUAAUAAUGAAAAUCAAAAUAAUUUAAUUCAAGAAAAUAAUCAAAUUAUCGAUGUUCAUACUGUAGAAGAUGAACCAAUUUACGCUACCCCAUCUCCACAACAACAAGAACAAAACCAAGUUCAAGAAGAUGAAUCAUCAGAUGGUGAUAAUGAUGACUAUGAUUAUAAUUGGAGAUGCUACCAAACUCCAAUUACCCCACCUCCAUCACCAACACCAAUUCCAACACCAUUUGAAAAUACCCCACCUCAAGAAAAUAAUCAACAAGAGGUAAUUAACUCACCAUCACAACAAGAAUCAAGCCAAGAUAGUGACCUUGAAAUCUAUGCCAAUUGGAAAUCAUUCCAAACCCCAAAUUCACCACCAAGAUCAGAUCAAAGCGAACAAGAUCAAAAUGAGGUCCAAGAGCAAGAAUUAGUCCAUAAUAAUCAAGAACAAGAACAAAUCCAAAUUAAUCAAGAACAAAAUCAAGAACAAGUUAAUCAAGAACAAGUUAAUCAAGAACAAGUUAAUCAAGAACAAGGACAAAUCCAAAUUAAUCAAGAACAAUCCAAUCACCAUGAGGAAGAACAAAAUGGACAAUUCAAUAAUGAAAAUCAAGAAACCGAAGAAAAUCAACAAUUAUCUCAUCAUAAUGAAAAUGAAGAACAAGAUGCAGAAAGAUCCAACCAAAAUGUACCAUUUUCACAAAUUUCAGAACAAUCAAUGGAUGAAGAAGAAAAUGAAAUCAUUUUUGGAUAUACUUGGAGAACAUUAUUCCAAGAUAAUUUUCAAGAAGAAGAGGAAAAUAAUUCAGCCAAUGAAAAUAACCAAAAUGAUGAAAAUGAUGAAGAUGACCAAGUAGUUCCAGAAAUUAAUGAAGAUUUAUUUAAUAUUGAAGUAGAGGAUGAAGAAUUAAGCCAAGAAAGUCAAGAACCAAUACAAGUUCCUUUACCACAAUAUAAUGAGAAUGAAGAAGAAGAACCAAUCCAUGUUUCUCCCCCAUACUUUUAUGAAGAAGAAGAACCAAUUUAUUCCACUCCUCCACAAGAAACAAAUCAACAACAUCAAAAUGCUAAUGAAGUACAAGUAGAACAGUUUCAACAAUUUUUCCAACAAGUAGAACAGCAACCAUUAGAACAACAGCCAUUAGAACAGCAACCAUUAGAACAACAACCAUUAGAACACCAGCCAUUAGAACACCAGCCAUUAGAAGAACAACCAUUAGAACAACAACCAUUAGAACAACAACCAUUAGAAGAACAACAAUUAGAACAAAAUAUAUUAGAAUCUCACCAAGAGGGUCAGAACCAAAACCAAAAUGAUCAAGCAGAACAAUUCCCUCCAACUCAAUCACCACCACACCAAGAUGAAGAAUUCACUCCAACACCAGUUUUAGAACAACCACAAGCUCCACAAAGAAAUGUUCAUUUCAAUCUUGAUUUGAAUAUCUAUUAUGAACCUAUACCAACACCACCACUUACCCCAACACCACCACUUACCCCAACCCAAGAAGAAUAA
Molecule: messenger RNA, 2019 nt
Organism: Dictyostelium purpureum
Lineage: Eukaryota; Evosea; Eumycetozoa; Dictyosteliales; Dictyosteliaceae
Exons: 1
Coding region: 1-2019 (672 amino acids)
Source: RefSeq, a predicted model, not a curated record